UUUACUAUAAAACCAGUGACUUCUGGGCGUUUUGAGUCAUAAUCCUAGCCGAGUUCGUCGCGUGUUCUAUACGUUCUUCAGUUCGAUCUUGUGUGAUCCCACCAAACCUUGCCAAGAUGAAAUUCUUCAUUGUCCUGAUCGCCGUCGUUGCUGCCGUCUGCGCCGAUGAUAUGCCCGCGGAAUCGAUGAAGUCCAAGCGUGGACUCAGCCUGAGCCUGGGCUAUCAUGGAUACCAUGCCCCGGCGGUUGUUUCGCAUGCCGCCUAUGCCGCCCCAGUGAUCGCCCACUCCGCCCCUCUGGUGGCUGCCCCCACUGUCUAUCAUGCCCCGGCUGCCAUCACCAAGACCUACGUGGCCCACACCCCAGUUGUGCACCAUGCCCCGGCCUAUGCUGCCUAUCAUGCCCCGGCCGUUGUUGCCCACGCCCCUCUGGCUUAUUCCCACGCCCCCAUCUAUCACGCCUUCCACCGUCGUUAAGAGAGCGAGAUGGAUUUGUUGAUUUUAAGCAGCAAUAGCUUUAGCGAGGCUUAAGUUUUUUGUUCGUUUUCAUAAUGUUUUUUUUUUGUUCUUUUUGUCUAAGAUAAUGAAAAAAGUGGAAGAAACAACCCCGUCAUUAGGAUAAGCGCCGUUUAAUCAACUCGAAUGUUGUAAGUUUGUGUGUGUAAAUAGUUCAAGACAAAAGUGUCUUGAAUCAAAAUUUCUGCUUGCCGUUUUUUUUUGUUUGGAUAA
This is a messenger RNA of Uranotaenia lowii, 728 nucleotides long. RefSeq names its product cuticle protein 12.5-like. The coding region runs from base 117 to 476 and encodes 119 amino acids. The record is from RefSeq and is a predicted model, not a curated record. NCBI's taxonomy places the organism in Eukaryota, Metazoa, Arthropoda, Insecta, Diptera, Culicidae. The transcript is spliced from 2 exons.